Messenger RNA from Aethina tumida (small hive beetle), 6200 nucleotides. It is a transcript of the gene dtn, whose product is annotated as transmembrane protein 132E. The coding region runs from base 265 to 4032 and encodes 1255 amino acids. The record is from RefSeq and is a predicted model, not a curated record. The transcript has 19 exons. Lineage: Eukaryota; Metazoa; Arthropoda; Insecta; Coleoptera; Nitidulidae.
CAUGAGCGCACGCCAUACGACAGACCAUACCACACUACGUUCCAUUCGCUGACUCGUUCCUCAUACGUCUGCAUACCAAGGUGCAGUUGACGGGCACAUGUGUGUGUUCUAGUGGUGUUUUACGUGUGGAAGGGCCCCGUUAUGCCCUGAACUAGCGUCCAGGGCCUGUGAACAUGCUGUGAGACCACGGAUUUUAGUGUUGUGUUGCCCGAUACCAAGUACAGUUGACAUGGGAUACCUGUAAGAUUGCUCCGUGCUUCAAUUAUGAAGAAAGGAUUUACCAGUUUCACUGUCGUUUGGAUAUUUUUCGUUUCUUUUGAUUCUUCAUCAUGUGUGAACGUUCACUUCGAGAACAAGGACGGGGGCUUCUUCUUGAAGCAGACACCGCGCCAGAACUUAAUAACGCAGCCGGAUUUGUCCGGCGCCACGAAUUCCGGACUGCCGCUGUCGAUAGAUCGAUUCACGGUAUUCCAGAGCUCCCAACCGAUUUCCGUUAGGGCGACUUACGGACCGUUCAGCACCAAACAAACGGUACCGGCCCGAUACGUCGUACCCGAUCCGCUACCCCUUAACACUUCCGGACCUGCAAUAGACCUUCAAGACCAAGCCACCCAUCACUUGGACAUGUCAGCUCACAUCGUCCGAAGUGAGGUGCCGAGAGAUUCGCCAGUUUUAAGAGUCCUGUUCCACACGGGCACAGAUCCGGGAGGUCGGAGACAAAUGCUCCUGGCCAGACACCACCAAAGGGUCUGCAUCGUACUUCACGCCACCAUGGGGACCAGGUCCCCGUUACAUGCUGCCUGCAGUCCGGAUGGAGAAGAUGGUGUCUGUUUGGCACAGGUUACCAUUCCGUCAGAUUGGUGGCCUCCCUUACCAUCGCCGGACAAAGAUGGCAAUCCAGGGAAGUUCACAAAGACUCCACCACGUCUAGUGCAAGUUGCUUACUCAGUUCUUGAGCCAUGGCCGGAUGAGGGUGAAGGUUGCCAUCCAAAAAUGCAGGUCCAACCUUCUGUUGUGCUGGGUACUAUACCUUUAGUACCAGCAAAAGGUGCUUACAAGGAGUUCAAACUAACAGAUGCUAUAAUGAUGUUGGUGCCACAUCCACCCUUGUUUCCCAUGUCCAGGAUGCACAUCCCAGUUUUCAUUGACCGACAGAAGGCUAAACUAUUAACAGCAAUCGUCAUAAGGGCUCGAGUCAAGAGCGGCGUCCGUCUGUUGGAGGCGUCGGUCGGCGCGGCGGCGACCGCCUGGAACAUCUCUGUCGACAUCAACCCCAGACACACCGGAGCCACGGUGACCCUAGUCAGGAGGGAGCCCCCGGACGCGGACGAGGACGCCCACGCCGGCGAUGUAACUGAAUUAUUCACCUGGUUAAUCGAGAUAACCGAAGACGCAGCCGACGACGGGGUGAAAAUCGUGUGGAACGCCAGAUUCGAGCCCCACCUCGAAGAGACGGAAAACGUGGAUAUACAUCGACAAGAAGGGAGAAAGUCCACCACCCGAUUCGAAGUGCAGAAGGACGACAUACAAGCCGUGGUGCCAAUUAGCAAGAACUGGGAAGUGUUGAACACUGCGGUGCUAACAGGACAGCAAGUUUCGCAGGCGAUGAAAGUUUUCAUAGUUUCGCAAGCCGGCAAAGCAGCAGAUGUUACAUACCAAGCUUCUUGUCAUUCCGAGGACGACAGCGUUUUAAAGGUGUCAUCAUCGUGUGGAUCAGUUUAUGUCGAUGGCAGCGAAGUUCGUGGUUCAGUUAAUGGAUCAGUUUUGGUCAAAUAUGGAACGUACACCGGAUUGGCACGUUUCACAGUGUGGAUGCCCGAAUUUCCUUUGGAUCUGCAAGUGGGUGACACGCGACUUUCCCAACUUAAAUCCUGGAGGGUUCCAGACUUUCAUCCCAGUGUAACCAAAACCAAAAGGAAAAAGAGAUCUUAUGGAAAUUCUUGGGGUGCCAACUCUGAUGACAUGGGCAAUGUUGUGGAGAAGCCUAUUUGUAGAUUGAGGUAUCAACAAACACCAGUUGAUGUAUACGCCCAUUUUAUGGCAACAGACCACGAGUCUGGUCGUAUCAGUUACCUGAUCAACAGAAGGACUUGGCUCAGAGUUACCGACUUAGUAUUGCCCUGGCUGAGAGUUAGUGAUCCCAGGAUUGCUAGUCUUCAUGGCAGGAUCUUACAAGGAAGAAGCACUGGUAGGACAGAAAUUCAGGUGUUGUCCCCCAUAACAAGUAGAGUAUAUGGAGCAAAGGAAAUAAGGGUGGGAAAUGACAAGGUUGGACUCUCCAGGUUGUCAGUACAAGUUGUAUCAGGACUCCAACUAAAUAUCUCACCAGAUAGUUCCAUUGAAAAUGGAUAUAUAGCUGAAACAAGUGUGACCAGAAAAUUGACAGCACAAUAUCAAGAAGGGCUGUUGGAUAUAGAAUUGGAAUUCUCAGACGGAAGUAAAACUCCAUUAAGGGAUAUUUCGGAUACCGAUUACCAUUUGGUAGUUGAAAGCUUGGACCCUGAUGUCGUUGCUUUUGCUCCAAUGGUGGCUUCUCAUCAUCCAAGAGUUAUUGCCGUUGGUGAAGGUAACGGUGACCUUCUACAAGUGACCCUUCUCCUCGCUGAAGAGUGUCGUUUAAGUGGAAGACCGAAGGGCAAAGCUGCAGGCCCAUUAGCCACGGCCGCAGCUUCAAUUGUGGUGGAUUACAGCAGCAGUGAUAUAUCACACAGGCCGGACAUACUUCAAAACGAUGGAGGCAGUUACGGAGGAUCGAAGAGUUAUUUAGAUCUUCAGGAUAUCUUGAAGGGUAAUCCCAUUCAAGAUGAAAACUCAGUGGAACCCAACGUGCAAGCCAGACAAUAUCAAGGAGGGAAGAGGAAUGGAAGGAACCAUUCUUAUGCACAUAUGACACCGUUAGAGAUCAGCAUGUACGUCCUCCUGGCAGCAUUUUGUUGCGCCAUCAUGGUUUUUGUUAUUUCUUGUGUGGUGUAUGCCUCCAAAUUCAAAAACAUAGAACCUGGUGUAACUGCAGGAGUGAGGGCUUCACCAGUUAAUCCUGGCAGUCUUUCAUACGCCAAAGAAACCAGAAAACCAAGAGAAACCACUACUAAUGCUCAUGAUUGGGUUUGGUUGGGCAGAGCUACAAUGGAAAGCUCUAAUCGUAAUUCCACUGUGGCCAACAACAACGCAAACGAGAUGCGCAUUACAGCAAACCCGUUGAAUUUGAAUUAUGUAGACCCAGAUGAUUGUUUGGCAACGAGUUUCAGUAACCCUAACCACAUUGAGCUACCAUCUAAGUCUGCUCUGCAACAACACGAAGCCAGUACUUCGAACAACAACAAUGGUGGUCGUCAGAUCGACAGCAGUACUUAUUGUAAGAGCAAACCUAACGGUGGUGGCGUUAAUACUACUAAUACUAAUGAUAAUGACGAGCUGCAAGUUUGGAAUAAACCGACUCCACCACCCCCAUUGCCGCCCCAUGGAGCUUUAUGUCAACCACAGGUAUCCGUGGAACCAAGAGCCAAGUCCACUGUAGUCGAGAUCGAAGCAGAAGACUACAGACCACCGGUACCACCGCAUCGUAAUAUUGGAAUCACCGCUAACUCAUCCAUUGAGUCCACACCUCCAAGGAAGCACCACCACAGAAACAGAAGUCAGGAGAAAGGGAUUUACAGGCCGCCAUCAAUUGAUUACAACAAAGCAUCAGACUUCCCAAGACCGCCAAGUGACAUCAUAAAAGACGGUGACAACAACCUCAGAAGUGUCUUCGAGUUCGACGACGACCCACAUGAAGAUCAGAACAAGAAAACGGAGGCGGACGAGUCCAAAAUCCAGUUCGUGCAGUAUCCAAAAUCCCCAAACGCAAACAACAGAAACAGUGCUGAGGUAAAGAGAGCGACUAUUGUAGGAAACCCAAUGUUUAGUGCGACUGACAAUGGCACAGAGUUGACCACCACUCAAGAUCUUCCUGGUCUUGAUGACUUACAGCUGGAUAUGGAUUAUGACCAAAUUAUGCAUUAUUUUGAGAAUUUAAAGGAGUCAAAUGCCUGAGUAGAGGAGAUCAUUGCAAAGAUCCGCGACAUACUGUUGUCGUUCAGCGAACAGUACCGUGCCUCGGCGCUGAACGGCAACGUAACGGGGCCGGAUCCCACCCGUAACAUCAACCAGAGUUUCGACUACUUCUUCGACCACCUCAGCGAAUCGUACGCCUGAAUUUCGCGUUCUAGGGUCAAUUAUACUCUCGACUAUAAGACGACUCGUGCUCGUAUCUAAUUUUAAUGAGCCACGAACGUCAACUGUAUCAUCCGUGUAUACCCACUAUAUAUAUAAAAAAAUGUAGAUUUCUGUAUGUAUAUGCAUGUUGAUUCGUGUUGAGGCUCGGCAAUAACAAGAACCGUCCACGAGUAGGCUCAAUUUUAUUUUACUGAUUUGUAGUACUAUGGAGUUGUGGAUGGUUUGGGUGUCGAGCCUCAGGAUGGAAGACUUUCAACAAAAUAAAACGCAAUUGCAAGACUGAUUUAUAAGUUUUUUCCAUUGUUUUCAGCAUUUUUCAAGAUAAUUCUACUGUUGUAUUGAUUAUAAUUUGAAUUGCUUUCAGCUGUAAAAAUAUGUAGCAACUUGUAUUAUAAUACAUAAUUAUCGAUCGAUAUUUUUGGUUUUAGACAACUGCCCCCAACAAAUUAAAACGAACAAAAAGUAUCGUUAGUAGCCGAGUUGAUUAACAUUGAUCGCACAAACUUUCGGCAGAACUGUUUAAAAUCAAAACUGUCCAAAGUACUUGUAUAAUAUAAUAGGUAUAUAAAUAUAUACGAUGUAUCGAGUUUUGAGAAUAUAAUUUGAAGCGACAACAAGCGAUUAUAAGGGGUAUAUAAAAAAAUUGAAAAACUGGGUGUUGCGAUGGAUUUUUGCAGUGAUCAUAUAUUGUAAACAUAAACUAAUUGUCUAGUCAAAAGUAUCUUAGCUUUAUUUAUAAAAUAAAAAGUAUUUUAUACGAAACAUUUGCCAUAUUUAAUGAAAAAUUCGUACAUAGAUGCACAACAACGGUUCCUCAUUGCAUAUUGCUUCUUUUCUGAAUUUAUUUUUGUAUGUGUUUUGUUCAGGGAUAAAACAUACUUUUGACUAAAUGUGUAUUCUCUCAAAAGUAUGUUUUAAAGACUGUUUUUAAUUUUAUUAUUAAGAUGUUAUGUAUAAUUGUGUAUAUAGUAGAAUGUCUAAAACCGCCCUGACUGAUAAUGAAAAAAAGGGUUUGUAUUCUUGAGUUAUUCUAAAAGUCAUAUAUACGUAUGUUACAAUAGUUACUGUUUGUGCUUUGAGGCAAAAAAAGCAACAACUUAUUAUAUAUGUAGCAUGCAAUAAAUGUAAAUUUUAUAAUUUUCAUUUUUGUAAAUAAUAACGGCGAACACUAAACCUAAACUAAAUUGCUUUAGGUCUAUAGUUAUAGGAAUAAAAGAGUAUCCAGACUCUAGUCUUCAUUGUAUAACUUGAAAAUAAUUAUUAAAAAAUUAUUGUGUAUAUCUAUAGAUGUUAGGAAAGUGCUUUAUUUGGAGAAUACUACUAGCAUCACAGCUUUAUUAGAAUGGAAAACACAGUUUUUAAUGUUCAUUUACGGGUGUUAUGCACAUACCUUACCUCUUACCUACUUAAUCUUCCAAAUGUUUCUCCUUUUUUCAAACAGUAUUAUUUCCAUGUUAAUAUGAAUUGUUAACACCAAAAUUGGUCACUCAUCACGAGUUUUCUCCACAGAAAUGCUUGUUAAUGAGGUGAGUUGGUGUUAAAAAUUCCGGCUUUACUUAAGUUUUGUAUAUAUAAGAUUAUGAAAAUGUUAUAAUUGUUAUAUAAAUAGAAAUUCUUCUGAUAUUGUGCUUAAGGAAAAUUGAUAUAUAUGUCUAUCUACAUCACAUCAAAGUAGUGCUCGACAGUAAUACUCCACAUAGAAGUUUUUGUACCAUUUUAGUGACAUUACCAUUUAGAACACACGAUUUAUUUAAUCUAAUUAGAGUCUUCUGUUAAAAAUUGGAUCAGUGUUUCGUCAAAACAUAUCAGAAAAUAUGUUGAAUGGAUGGCCAACAGAAGACUAUCACUAGGUUUCGUUUCGAAAUAUUAAUUUGCUCUUACAACGGAGGAUAUUGAUGUAAAUUGUUGAGUCAACUGAUAUAUGUACAAGUACAAUAUUAUAAGUUACCAAAACAAAUCAGUAAAAUAAAGUAUUUGUAAUUGUC